This is a messenger RNA of Tribolium castaneum (red flour beetle), 1307 nucleotides long. RefSeq names its product carboxypeptidase A. The transcript has 4 exons. Gene Ontology annotation, molecular function: zinc ion binding; metallocarboxypeptidase activity. The record is from RefSeq and is a predicted model, not a curated record. The coding region runs from base 57 to 1292 and encodes 411 amino acids. Gene Ontology annotation, biological process: proteolysis. NCBI's taxonomy places the organism in Eukaryota, Metazoa, Arthropoda, Insecta, Coleoptera, Tenebrionidae.
ACUGAUGGCAGACUGUGAUAAAAGUCUAGACAUAUAAAACCGAGAAUCAUCACAAAAUGCAAUCACAGUUUAUUAAAAUGUUGCUUAUCUUAACACUAAGUUUGUCUCUUGUGAUCGGUACUUGCCAUAGUACCACCUACGAAGGUCAUAAAGUGUACAAACUUUACCCAACAACCCCAGCACACAAUGAAUUUUUAACCAGUUUGAAAUCAACCGAAUUUGACUUUUGGUCCCCAAUUAACAAUGUCGGUAAACCAGUCACUGUUAUGGCUUCACCCCAAGUCCAAAAAAAAUUCGAAAAAAAACUCAAAAAACACAAAAUAAGUUAUGAACUUGAAAUCGACAACUUACAAAGUACCAUCGAUCAGGAGAAAAAGUACCAUGAAGACAAGCUUGGUAUUGCUUUUGACCAUUACUUACGCCACUCUGAAAUCAACAAUUAUUUGGACCAACUCGCCCAAAACUAUCCCAAUAUAGUGUCAGUUGGUACCAUUGGUACUUCGUACGAAAACAGAACCAUGAAAACAAUCACAAUUUCGGCAAAACCUGGCCCAAAACCCGUCAUUUUUAUCGAAGCUGGAAUGCAUGCCAGAGAAUGGAUUGCUCCAGCUUUGUCCCUUUACAUCAUCAACCAACUGGUGGAAAAUCCCUCUUAUGGGUUCCUCCAGGACGUUGACUGGGUCAUUCUCCCGGUCAUGAACCCAGAUGGGUACGAAUACACCUGGACCACGGACAGAAUGUGGCGCAAAACACGAUCACCGGGUAGUUCCUGCAAUGGUACCGAUGGUAACCGCAAUUUUGGCUUCCACUGGAUGGAAAAAGGUGCCAGUGGUUCCGAAUGUUCGGAAACUUAUGCCGGUAGUGAGGCGUUUUCCGAAAUCGAGACUCAAAACUUGAGAAAUGUUUUAAACAAAACUGGAAACAUUACUGCCUUUAUUUCCUUGCACAGUUAUGGACAGUACUUGUUCUAUCCGUACAGUUAUGACUACGUGAGGGCUGAUAAUUGGAAGGAGUUGGCGUUUUUGGCACACAAGGUGAACGAUGUGAUCAAGUCGGUCAAUGGAACGGAAUAUACCAUUGGGAAUUCGGCGGAGGUUUUGUACCCAGCUGCUGGGUGUAGUGAUGAUUGGGCCAUGGGUGGCGCUGGGGUCAGGUUGGUUUAUGUUUUUGAACUGCCUGGAGGUGGGAAAUAUGGGUUUGAUCUGCCGCCGGAGAAAAUCUUGGGGGUGUGUGAGGAGACAUGGGAGGGGAUUAAAGUUAUAGCUGAUUAUGUAGUCCAGAAUUGUAAAUAAAUAAAGUUAAAUAAA